AUGAACUUAGAAAAACAUGCAAAAGCACUUCUUGAGUAUCCAUAAAGUUCUGAUGAUGAUGAUUAUCCCAAUUAUAAAAUGAAAGCUUUAAAAUAUAGAAAAGAUUUUCAUGAAUCAAACGACUAAAUUUAAAAACUUAAGCUUGAAAACUAUGACAAUAAAUAAAUGAUAUCUGAGUUAUUAGGGGACUUAGAAAAUCACAGAAAAAAAAUAAUGAUAUUAGAAUAAGAAUUAUUGAAUUAAAAAUAAUUAACGUAGGAUUCAUGUGAGUAAUUAAGAAGAGUCAAAUAGUAGAAAUAGGAAGAUAGGUUGUUAAUGGAAUAAAAAUAAUUUUAGGAAAAACUAACUGUGCAAACCAAUAAUGCAAUUGAAAAAUUAAGAUAGCAUUUUGAUUAAACCCUAUCAUAAUUUACCCCCAAACUUGAUAAUAGAUGA
Paramecium tetraurelia is the source of this 435-nucleotide messenger RNA. RefSeq lists its product as uncharacterized. The transcript has 2 exons. Lineage: Eukaryota; Ciliophora; Oligohymenophorea; Peniculida; Parameciidae. The record is from RefSeq and is a predicted model, not a curated record.